GGGUACGGUACCAGGAACCAGCAAUGAAAGAUCAUCCUCCUGCAUUUCUGACCUAUGCAUUGGGUCGAACAGGUCUCGAUCUUAUUCCGAAUGCACAAAAUCACAGGCCUCAAGUUACAUUGACUUUUGCUCAGUCCCUGGACGGAAAGAUUGCAGGUAGUGGAGGAAAGCAGCUCAGCUUAAGUGGGGAAGAAAGCAUGAUAAUGACACAUUGGAUGAGAACUAUGCAUGAUGUCAUUCUGAUUGGGAUCGGUACUGCUCUAAACGAUAAUCCUCAGCUUAACGUUAGAUUGCUACCGCAGGCAUCACAGAGUGGCUUUUAUCACAUUCCUCGUCCAGUGAUACUUGAUUCUAAUCUCCGUCUCGACACCGAAUGCAAGUUGCUGAAGAACUAUAAAGGGGGAAAUGGUCGGAGACCUUGGGUGUUUUGUGCACAGCUGUCAUCAGGAUCGCCUGAACGGAAAAUGCGUAAAAGAGCCUUGGAAGAAGCAGGAGCCAGUGUAUUUGAAAUCCCUGCCGCUGUAACUGGCCAUCUAUCCAUUCCGGCGUUGCUUGAACAGCUACAUGCUUUGGGUACUCGUUCCAUAAUGGUGGAAGGGGGUGCAAAAGUUAUAGGGUCGUUUCUAUCGAAUUCUCAGAAGUCAGACGCCGCGGGUUUGGUAGAUGUAUUGAUAGUUACAGUUGCGCCUAUCAUGGUCGGGAACGAAGGCGUUGGAUAUGAAGCCAAUACUAACGAAGGACAUGCUCCUCUUAUACAGCAUAUUCGAACGGAACUGAUGGGCAAGGACACAGUGAUAGCAGGCAAACUGAACUAAUAAAUAUAAGGCCCGACCAAUUGAGGACACUGGAAACAGGAAAUAAGGAUACGUGCAAACAAAUGAAGAUGAAGUAUCAUGCUUGUUGUUUGCAGCAAGCAGCAAUUUUGUUCACUCAGUUUCCCCUGUCCAGUAGUCAAGAGGCUAAACAGCGGCCAGAAAAUCUUCAAAUUGGUGCAUGUUAACCCUCCAGUGAGUGCAGUGAAACCAAAACGCAUAAUGAUUGCACUGCCCUCCAGGCAGACCUGGUCACUCAAGUGGACUUAAUGUUGAUUAGAUGCCAUCAAAAAAAUGAAAAACAGUGCGACAUGUCAUGACGUGUCUAACCGGUGCUCUCAUGCAGACAGAUCGCCUUUCUUCAACAGCUCUGGAGAACACCUUCCGCUAGAAUCACUAGAAUAUGCGCCAUUUGGAAAACCGGUUACUGUGAAACUCACAAACAGCUCUCACAGCUAAAGUCUAUCACUAUCAAUGACUAUCUGCAUUCGGAAAUUUACAGCUCAUGCCAGUGGUUAGAAUGAAUAGAGUUUUGAAGUGGACCCAUCCGACCACUACAGUAAAAUGUCCUCAGCUGCUAAAAAGAAGUAUCAAUAAGAGCCCUAGCUCCAUUCUCCGAGAAACAAACACUUUAUGGUAAACAU
Serpula lacrymans var. lacrymans S7.9 is the source of this 1456-nucleotide messenger RNA. RefSeq lists its product as uncharacterized. The transcript has 8 exons. Lineage: Eukaryota; Fungi; Basidiomycota; Agaricomycetes; Boletales; Serpulaceae. Gene Ontology annotation, biological process: riboflavin biosynthetic process. Bases 24 to 815 code for a protein of 263 amino acids. Gene Ontology annotation, molecular function: 5-amino-6-(5-phosphoribosylamino)uracil reductase activity. The record is from RefSeq and is a predicted model, not a curated record.